AUGUUUGGGAACACACUCAGGCCGCAACGUGAGAAGAGCAGAACCUCCACGUUCAUCGUGACUUUGGAAGAUGAACUUAUACUGGUUGCCAGCAGACUAUUUCCUGAGAGAUCAAGUCUCAACAAUGACUUGAGAGUGAAGAAAAGCCUUACAUCAAUUGGAUUCAGAUAUGACAAGGAAGGCAUAGUGAGGAGAGAAGAAGGAAUGGCUCCAGAGAAGUUAUUACUGGAAAGGUCCAAGAUUGAGAGGCUGGCUAGAUUCCAUAUAAGUGGGAAACCACCAGUGAUCUCGUUCUUGUCAAGGUACAACAAGGUUAGCAUGCUUAGGUUACUAAACGAGGAAGGAACUUGGCCGAUGAAGCCAUUAGAGGAAAGAGCCAAGAUCUCUAACUUGUUGAGAUUGCCUAAGCUGGAAGGAAGGGAAGAGGAGGUGAAACUGUUGAGAGUGAGAUCGAGGCAAAGGCUAUUUGUAUGGAACCCGUAUUUGGCUCAAACCAGAUGGAUUGAGCUCAGAAUUAAUAGGACCAUAACAGAUCAGUGUGCUAUAGGAUACGACAGCAACAAGAACCAUAAACUCCUGUGGCUUUUCUAUGAGUAUGACAAUAAUGAUAAUGUCAAGCAUGAAAUCUACGAUUUUAAGUCUAGUUCAUGGAGGGUUCUUGAUAUCAUCACUCCUAGAAAUUUUAAACGGAUAUGGAAGAGAGGUGUGUCCUUGAAGGGAAAUAGUUACUUUGUUGUUGAUGGGAAAAUAUUAGGUUUCGAUUUUACUAGAGAGAAAUUUGGACCGUUUUUGGAUCUACCAUUUGAAACUCAUAAUAAGAUUCCAUAUUCUUGUGUCAGAGGAGAGCAGCUUGCGGUGCUAUUUCAAAGGCACCUAUAUGAAUUGGUGAUAUGGAUUACAACUGAGAUUAAGCCUGAUGCAGUGUCAUGGAGCAGUUUCUGUAAAGUUGAUAUGAAACCUUUUCUUGGCGACCAUGGGUUUAAAGUUGGCAGUUUCGUCAUUGACAAGGAGAAGAAAGUAGCAGUGGUUUGUGGUGACUGCGAGGAACGUAGAGAUCAUAUCUACAAGGGCCAAUGUUAUGUGGUUGGAGAGGAUGGAUGCUACCAAGAAAAAACGGAUAUGGAAGAUAUUGUGAUCUCUUAUGUUCCAAGUUUGGUGCAGCUCCAAUAA
This is a messenger RNA of Brassica napus (rape), 1170 nucleotides long. RefSeq names its product F-box protein At1g59680. The transcript is spliced from 3 exons. Lineage: Eukaryota; Viridiplantae; Streptophyta; Magnoliopsida; Brassicales; Brassicaceae. The record is from RefSeq and is a predicted model, not a curated record. The coding region runs from base 1 to 1170 and encodes 389 amino acids.